UCUCUCCCCCUCCUCUCUGCAGCAGACGGACCAGCAGCAGGAAGUAGGCGGCUCAGCCAGCCGUUCUCAGCUUCAGUGAAACAUCGUCAGGUCAGAUCACUGAGAAGAACAAUGGAAGGAACAUCUCACUGUCUGAUCUUUCUGAUCUUCUUUCUGAGCUGUUCAACAGAUCCAGUCUCUCCAGCUGCUCUGACUGUGAGUCCCAGCAGAUCUCAGUUCUUUGAUGGAGAAAAAGUUUCUCUGAGCUGUGAGGAUGGAAACAUCUCUGAUGGAUGGACUGUGUGGAGAAACAAGACUGGAGGAAACAGAACUCAGUGUGAUAAAGAUGGAUGGGGGGAAUCAGCUGGUUCUACCUGCAGCAUCACCUUGUACCCACAUGACUCUGGCCUGUACUGGUGUGAGUCCAUGUCUGGAUCCUCCAGCAGCAGCAGCAGCAGCAUCCAGCUCUCUGUCUCUGGUGGAUCAGUGAUCCUGCAGAGUCCUGUCCUCCCUGUGAUGGAGGGAGAUGACGUCACUCUGAGCUGCAGAGCAAAGAGUCCAGCCCACAACCUCCCAGCUGCUUUCUAUAAAGAUGGCUCCUUCAUUGGUCAUGGAACUACUGGGAACCUGACCCUGAACCCAGUGAAGAGAUCUGAUGAAGGCCUCUAUCACUGUUACAUCAGCGGUCAGGGAGAGUCUCCAUCCAGCUGGAUCUCUGUGGAAGUCUCAUCCCUACAUCCUCGUGUCUCUAGGAUCUGUGGUUUUUGUGGUUUUUCUGCUGAUUAUGGCUUUGCUGGUGAGACGACGUUUUCAGAGAAAACCUGAAGGAAGUACAGAGGUUGGAGAGAACAAUCUUGCCUCCAGUGACAUCCAAGUUUCUCAUCGUCGACGACAGAAGAACAAAUCAAGUCAAG
This is a messenger RNA of Poecilia latipinna (sailfin molly), 893 nucleotides long. Its product is annotated as Fc receptor-like protein 5. Lineage: Eukaryota; Metazoa; Chordata; Actinopteri; Cyprinodontiformes; Poeciliidae. Gene Ontology annotation, cellular component: external side of plasma membrane. The transcript has 7 exons. Gene Ontology annotation, biological process: cell surface receptor signaling pathway; immune response. Gene Ontology annotation, molecular function: transmembrane signaling receptor activity. The record is from RefSeq and is a predicted model, not a curated record. Bases 112 to 804 code for a protein of 230 amino acids.